This is a messenger RNA of Balaenoptera acutorostrata (minke whale), 1195 nucleotides long. RefSeq names its product 2-oxoglutarate and iron dependent oxygenase domain containing 3 (gene OGFOD3). The transcript has 9 exons. Bases 59 to 1006 code for a protein of 315 amino acids. Gene Ontology annotation, molecular function: L-ascorbic acid binding; iron ion binding; oxidoreductase activity, acting on paired donors, with incorporation or reduction of molecular oxygen. Gene Ontology annotation, cellular component: membrane. The record is from RefSeq and is a predicted model, not a curated record. NCBI's taxonomy places the organism in Eukaryota, Metazoa, Chordata, Mammalia, Artiodactyla, Balaenopteridae.
CUCGUCCCGGGCUCGCGGCGGAUCCCGCGUUCGACCCGGCUCCGCGGCGGCCUGGCCAAUGGCACCUCAGAGGAGGGGCGCUCCCAAGGCGCCCGAGGGCAGCGGGGCAGCGGAGCGCCGGCGCCCGAGCAGCACCAAGAGUGUCCGGGCGCCUCGGGAUGUGUGGAAGAAGUGGCUGAGAGUUGCCGUCCUGGGGGCCUGCACCACGCUCGUCGCGCUCCUGCUCUGGGGCAUUCUGGGGGGUGAUGACAGCAUCACUGAGGUCCUAGCUCAUCGAAGUGAGGUCCUGCCAGGCAGGUUCAUCGAGGUGCCCUGCUCCGAGGACUAUGACAGUCACCGAAGGUUUGAAGGCUGCUCCCCGAGGAAGUGUGGCCGGGGCGUCAGCGAUGCCAUCAUCACCAGGGACGAAGCCCGGAGGAUUCGCAGCAUAGCCGAGAAGGGGCUGUCCCUGGGAGGAUCUGACGGAGGGGCAUCUAUCCUGGACCUGCACUCGGGGGCCUUGUCUGUCGGGAAGCACUUUGUGAACCUGUACAGAUACUUUGGGGAUAAAAUACAAACUAUCUUCUCAGAAGAGGACUUCCAGUUGUACCGGGACCUGCGGCAGAAGGUCCAGCUGGCAAUCGCCCAGGCAUUUGGCAUCAGCGCGUCCUUGCUGCACCUGACGAAGCCCACCUUCUUCUCCCGCAUCAACAGCACAGCGGCCCGCACGGCUCAUGACGAGUACUGGCAUGCGCACGUGGACAAGGUGACCUAUGGCUCCUUCGACUACACAUCGCUGCUGUACCUCUCCGACUACCUGGAUGACUUCGGUGGCGGGCGGUUUGUGUUCAUGGAGGAGGGGGCCAACAAGACGGUGGAGCCGAGAGCAGGUCGGGUGUCCUUCUUCACCUCGGGGUCCGAGAACCUGCACCGGGUGGAGAAGGUUCACUGGGGCACCCGCUACGCCAUCACCAUCGCCUUCACCUGUGACCCCGACCAUGGCAUCGCGGACCCAACGUUCACGUAGCCCCGGGAGGCCUGUCCAGCAGCCCUGCAGGGAAGCAGUCAUGCUGGACACACACCCCUUCCCUCUCGCUCAGCCCAUUUCCACUGAACAAGGUGCCUUAUGAAUCAUCCUGAAUUUUGAUUUGCUAACAUUUGAUCAUUUUUCAACUGUGAGUAAAUGGAGGGAACCAGUUUCCCCUCACAAGCAGCA